ACCGUUCAACUCUACUGAGUCUGCGCAGAAGUGUUUGUGUGUCGCUCGCUACGUAAACAUGGCUGUCGGAAAGUGAGACGCAAAUGACAAUAAGCCCGACUGAUCCGAAAACCACGUCUACAGGGGACCGAAAGGACACAUAAGUUAUAAACCAACAUGUCUCGGCACAGAAAUGUCCGAGGCUGCAACUACGAUGAAGGCAAGCUGUACUCAUGUCUGGACCAGAUGCGUGAGGUGCUGGGUGACACAGUGCCAGAGUCUGUCCUUACCCAGGUUGCCUUGCAGUGCGCCUUCGACCCCGAGAGAGCCCUGGACACCAUCCUAUCAGGCGAGAGCACCGGUGCUCCGCCCCGGUCCGCUAAGACGCAUCAGGACGCACCACUGCCCCAGGGAGCCAAUAAGGACAUGGCAGCUGCGCCAAGAUCCAAUCAGGAGGCAUCAGCCACCCCACAACCAAAGAAAGGAGCCUGCCUAUUCAACUCUGACACUGUACUCACACCAACACACACACCAGCUCUAUGUCCACCUACCGAUCCUCUGAACCUUAGUGACUUCCUAGCGCGGCCUGGGAAAGGUCAUUGUCAUGACACUCACAACCUCUCCACUUCGACUCUGAAUUUCGCGGCGGGUUCCGCAAGGCCCUUGGCGACGGUUGCCGAGGCGGGGAGCAGCAGCAGCCUGGCCCAGUUGAUGUCUGAGCAUGUUCAGAAGAGUCAGAGGGCGGGACUCCCCUCACUGUCCUCAUCUACUCUGGCUGUUCUUUCUGGCCUCUCAUUGGGCACUCUAGCGUUGUUAAACUCCAACUCCGCCCCCAUUGCUACAAGUCCCCCCAACCACCUUGCCUCCUCUUUGGGUAGCUUGUCCUUAGGCAACCCCAAACUGACAGCUCCGAGCGCCAAUAUGGCCCCUCCCUCCUUCGGCAGCCUGAGCUCCGUCCUCCAGAGCAGCCGACCAAUGGAGAUAGCGACUGGGGGAGGGGCUAAGGGGGCGGAUCCCAAAGGAAGCCCGUCAUUGGCUGAGCUGAUCCAGGAACAUUCCAACAGCAGCCCCACCCUCUACAGAACACUCCCCGGUCUCCACGGGAACAGCUCAAUCCCCAUUGCCCACGGCAACACAGCUCAGACUGCCGUCGGACCAGCGCCAGCUCUCACACGCUCCCUGUCCCAGCUCCCACAACCCCAAGGACCUCUGAACACACACUGUUCCCCCCAGACCCAGAUCACAACACCACCAGAACCCCACGUCUUCCCUCUGUCUGUGUUGGCCUCUCACCGUCAGCCAGUAAGCACGGUGCCAGCAGCAGACCCAGACGGACAGGUAGUACCACCUCCUGGCCUACUGGGGGAGCUCUCUCCACUAGCCUCUCAGCAACACAACAGAACUUCCUCCGACACCCCACCAUCACUCUCCUCGCCGCGCUCUGUCACCAGGGAAACCACAGCCAAGAAGUAUCCAAGAGGGUGGAGUCAGAGACAAACCCCGCCCCGUUUGUCACCCACUCCCUGA
This is a messenger RNA of Oncorhynchus keta (chum salmon), 1506 nucleotides long. Its product is annotated as nascent polypeptide-associated complex subunit alpha, muscle-specific form-like. The transcript has 3 exons. NCBI's taxonomy places the organism in Eukaryota, Metazoa, Chordata, Actinopteri, Salmoniformes, Salmonidae. The record is from RefSeq and is a predicted model, not a curated record. Bases 157 to 1506 code for a protein of 449 amino acids.